AUGACCGGUCUCUACCAGCAAUCUGGCGAUGUUACUCAGUCCUCUGGCUCAUUUUUGGCUUCUGCGCCCGUAGAGCUACUAACCAUUAAGGGCUACGAUGAUUUCCUGGCCAAGCAAAAGAAGCUAAACAUCGACGUUACAACCGUUGUGAGUGAAGAUAAGAGCUGUGCAUACGUGAUGAGAGACAGUGAUGUGGUGGCCACGGUCGGAGAAGAAGCGUUGGAGAAUCUGCUAUCGCAAAUCAACGCUUGA
This is a messenger RNA of Lachancea meyersii CBS 8951, 252 nucleotides long. Lineage: Eukaryota; Fungi; Ascomycota; Saccharomycetes; Saccharomycetales; Saccharomycetaceae. The record is from the annotation of a GenBank genome assembly.